AUGCUGCUAAAGGGCGUAUCUCCUUUCUGUAUUGCACGAGCAAAAUUAUGCUAUGUUGAUUCGGGGCUCGCAAUAUCACAAUCGUAUUCCCAUCAUAUUUUAGCCGAACGAGUCACAUCGCUUGGCAAGGACUGGCACAAACCAUGCCUUCGAUGUGCCAAUGAGAAUUGUAAGAAAGUUUUGAGUGCUGGCAGCCAUGCUGAGCGUGAAGGCAAACCAUACUGCAAUCAGUGCUAUGGUGCCCUAUUUGGACCAAAAGGUUUUGGACAUGGUGGCACUGAGAGUCACACAUUCCAUGGUGGAGCCACUGGAUAA
Cylicostephanus goldi is the source of this 315-nucleotide messenger RNA. The record is from the annotation of a GenBank genome assembly. NCBI's taxonomy places the organism in Eukaryota, Metazoa, Nematoda, Chromadorea, Rhabditida, Strongylidae.